GUUUUCUUCAUGCACAUUUUUUUAUCAACUUGUUUAGAAUUUCAUCAUUAUUAUUUAAAUUUUGACACUAACGCUUGUAUUGUAACGUAAUUUUUAUUUUUUAGGAUCUAUAGGAACAAAUCUAUUGAUAUACAGGACCUGUUAUUUAAUAUUAGGAUAUAAUGAAACAGAAUGCGCUUUACUAGGAAAUACAAACAUUGAAAAUAUAGAAAAAUUAGAAAAACUGGUACAGCCUACAGCUAAUAUAAUAGCUACUACUAAAUGGACGAUUGAACAAAUCAUUGGACUUGGUAUAUGUAUUUUUAAUGCACAAUUGUCUGAUAAAUAUGGAAGAAAACCGGUUUUGAUUGUUGCCCAAAUAGGUAUUUGUACAAGAGAUUCAAUUAUUUAAUCAACAUAUUUCUUGUCAAGGUAUUCAAAAAUUACACGCAUUUUUCCACAGAUAUUUUAGUUACCCUAUUUAUAAUCCAUAUAAAUCACCUCGUAUAAAUAAUUUAUUUUUAUAAUUCACAUAAAUCCCCCCCGUUUAAAUAAUAUAUAAUAAACGUAAGAAUAUUAAUAUAUUUUAUUAUUCAUUCAGUAGAUUAUAUCACCGAAAUUAAAAAUAUUUAAAGACGGCUCUGCCUACAUAGCGACUGAAAACAAUCUUUCGGUUUUUUUAUUUCCAGGAAAAUAUAUUUGCAUACUUGCGUUCAUUUACAAACAUUUAGCGCCAAAUGGGCCUUUCCCAUUAUUGAUAAUCUCUAUUUUCGCUUAAAAUCAUCAAAAUUUGUCGUCGUUAUGUUUCCUAUUCUGAGUUCCAAUUGCACAUCCGCAAAUUUUAGUUUAUUUUUGCGUUUAAUAGUGUUAGUAGGGGAGCCAGUUGUACUUUUAAGUGUGUUAUUUGCAAAAGGCAAAAUUACAAUUAUAUCGUACAUUCUUACCUUAAAGAAAAUAUAAUCAGGAGCCCUAUAUGAAGACGUCUUAAAAAAGUUUGGGUAGAAAAUGCUGUCAUAGAAGAGCAAGCGUGAAACUUUUUUUUAUUAUUUACAUCAGAAGUUAAUAGAAUAGUUUGCUUCUUCUUGAAAUUCGAUUUACAGUACCUUCUUCUUGCUUGCUCUUGCUGACAGGGCAAUUCACCGCUAGAUCUAUGGCAGCAAACGAUUUUCAUUAAUAUAUGUAUCACACAGCGCACAAGGAAACGUUAUUCGUUUCCUGUUCGCCCGAAAGCUAACUCUGUAGUUUUCGCUUCGAUGCUAGCAAACCGUAUUGGAAGGGGUUCAAUAACCAAUACUGUAUGGUUGUUCAAAACCUGAAAAUCCGGAAAAUAAGUAUACAAGAUUAUACAAAUACUUCUACUUUCGGCACUAACUGUAAAAUGCAACUAAAACAAGUGUUGUUUCGAGGACAUGAAAAUUUCUUGAUGUUUUUGUUAAUGCGAACCUGUAUAGAUCUUUCAACUAAACGCUAUAUUUUCAAAAUUAUAGGAAUGGCAUUAGGUCUUUUCAUAAUGGCUGUAUUUAGUUAUUUUCCAAAUAUAUCUCCUUGGUACUUUUUAUUUGCAUCAAUACCAUCAAUGUUAACAGGAGGUGGUUGUUCCACAGUUCUUGUCAUUACACUAUCAUAUAUGUCUGAUGUUACCACUGAAGAUACUCGAGGAGUCAGAAUGGCUAUAAUGGAAGGUAUAAUUGGAUUAGGUGUAUUAUUUGGCAGCACCUCAAGUUCCUAUUUAUUCUAUGCAACUAAUUAUCCAUCUGUUUAUGCUAUAGCUGGAGGUAUUUCAACUGUGGGUAUUUUAUAUACAAUAUUUUUUGUACCCGAAUCUCUGAAAAAUAUUAAUAGAGAGGGAGAAAUAACAGUAAAGAACCUACUUAUGUCUUUCAAUUUCAAGGAACUAUUCAGAGUAUUUACAAAAAAGCGUCCAAAUUAUGAUAGAGCAAUAAUUUUUUUAAUAACUACUAUGUUGACUUUAUUUAUGCUUGGACUAGGUAGUGGCUCCAAAACUUUUCUAUUUUUGACAAGUAAAUUUAGUUGGACUUUAACAGAGUACACAUGGUAUACAGGUGUAAGCAGCAUCUUUUUUAUGAUUGGUGGUAUAUUUGGUACUCUUAUAAUACACAAAUAUUUAAAAAUAACAGAAUCAAUAGUUGUGCUCAUGGGUUUUAUGUCCGAAGUGAACGGAUUUUUAAUUAGAGGAUUAGCCACCCGAUCUAGAGACAUUUAUUUAUGUAAGUUAAAAUUUUACCCACUGAUGAAGUAGCUAAACUAUUCUCCUUAAUAACCGUUAUACAAUCUGUAUCUAGUAUAACAGCAUCUCCAUUUUUUACUUUAAUUUAUAAUUCAACUGUGAAUACAGAUCCGGCCAUUUACAAUUUUGUUGCAUCCGGGUUGGAUAGUAUUUGCGUUAUUUUAGCUGUGUAAGUAUUUUUUUAUAGAAGUAAUUAUUCAGAAAUACCUACAAUUUACCCAUUAAAAUCAAAUAAUCUAAAAUUAUUGAUCUCAACACUUCUUACAAAUCAGGACUGGAC
This is a messenger RNA of Psylliodes chrysocephalus, 2507 nucleotides long. Lineage: Eukaryota; Metazoa; Arthropoda; Insecta; Coleoptera; Chrysomelidae. The record is from the annotation of a GenBank genome assembly.